AUGGCUGCAGCAGGUCCAAACCAGGAGACAGAAGUCAAGGUCUCUAGUGACGGCGCUCAGAACUUCAUCGACUGGUACUACAAGGAUAUCAACGAGCAUCGCUCGCUGUCAUCUUACUACGUCAACGCGUCUACCAAAUAUACCGGUGUCGGCGCGACGGCCGACAUCGUCAUCAACGGCGCACAGCUCGCCUCGGCAACCGACUACGAGGCGCUCCUCCUCGAGCAGCGCGGAGGCGCCGCCAGCAAGAUCCGAGUCAGGUACGAGGUUGACGGCUUCGACGUGCAGGUGCUCAACCCCAACUUCGGCCUCGCCUGUCCCGAGCAGAUUCUCGCCAAGGGCCCCGACAAGUCCGGCGGCCGCAUCAGCAUGGCCGUGCAGGUCAGCGGCAUUCUGCACCUGGGGGCCGGCGCCGACGCGCCGCGGAAGGCGUUCAACGAGGUGUUCGUGCUGGUGCCGAACUGGGACGCGGCCGGCCCACGGGCGCCGCGCAACUUGAAGAAGUGGCUGAUCCUGAGCCAGAACUACCGGACGCUAUAG
Phaeoacremonium minimum UCRPA7 is the source of this 540-nucleotide messenger RNA. Its product is annotated as putative nuclear transport factor 2 domain-containing protein. NCBI's taxonomy places the organism in Eukaryota, Fungi, Ascomycota, Sordariomycetes, Togniniales, Togniniaceae. The record is from RefSeq and is a predicted model, not a curated record. Bases 1 to 540 code for a protein of 179 amino acids. The transcript has a single exon.